Messenger RNA from Musa acuminata AAA Group (dessert banana), 4651 nucleotides. RefSeq lists its product as uncharacterized. The coding region runs from base 1314 to 1664 and encodes 116 amino acids. The record is from RefSeq and is a predicted model, not a curated record. Lineage: Eukaryota; Viridiplantae; Streptophyta; Magnoliopsida; Zingiberales; Musaceae. The transcript is spliced from 9 exons.
UGCAAUGCGUAGGACAGAACGAAAGAGGGUAAACUUAGAAGAGGAAGAGCACAAGAGAGCCGCAACAAAGAAGACAAACAAGGUUUUGGUGGCUCAAGAAAAGGGUGAGAGAGAGAGAGAACGGCGGAGAAGUGGGGGAGAAUGGAUGGCAGCACGGUAAUUGGCAUCGCGUGCAUCCAAUUCGAUGCCCGCACCGGCCCGCGCACUGCUGCUUUGCUUGAAUCCCAAGCGGUUGCUCUGUUGCUGGUGUCAUCGCUCGAUUUAUAUUGGAAAGGGGGCAGGUUUUUUCGAUUUCGCUUGAUUUCCCAUUGGAGAGAGGAGCACCGGAGGCCAUACGAGAGAGAAAAGGUUGAAUCUUGUUAGGGUUUCCCUCCCUCCCUCGUAAUUAAUCUUGUCAGAGAAGUUUAAGAAGAAGAUUGCGGCGGUCGAUAGCAGGUUCUCUCUCUGUUUUAGGGUUCUGUUAUCAGAAGCUUGUGUUUUUUCCCUGAAAACAGUUAUGAUAUGGCUAUUUGGGUUUGCGAUUGUUUAUUAGAUUCUUGUUAGGGUUUCUUCGAACCGAAAGAGAUUGUUCUUUAUCUGGGCACUGGUUUUCAAGGGCUGUAGGUGACUGAGUGAUAAGGUACGGAGAAAUGAAAUCUUGGUCGUGGAUCCUUUUAGGAUGGUGGAAUUUGGGCGUUCCGAGGUAGUUGUAUCUGUUCUUGAGAUCGAAAAAGGGUGCUUCUGAAGCCCUGGCUAAUUAUUCAAGGGGUUUUUUUCCUAUCAUAUAUUUUACACACAGAAACAGGUAGAGGGCGUUAAAUAUUCAAAGUGGCUUCCGAGAAGAUUGAAAGAUUUCGGCUCUGCAUAAGUCUCUUUAAAUUAGUGCUUUCAGGACUGUUAGUGUUAUGAGGAUAGUGAUGGAUCAUGGCAUCAAUUUUCCUCAUGGAGGAGUUUUUCUGCAGUCUUUUUGCAAUCAACAUGUAGUUUCUUUUCAACCAAAGGAUGUAAAGAGCACAACCAAUGUUUUUCUUGGUGACAUGAACACUUCAGGUGGAAUAAUUGCAACGACAGGGUUGAUAUUGACUGGGAAUGCCAGCACUCCAAACAAUAUUUCUUCCAUGAUUUUGACAGGUAAUCUGCCAAGCAAUAUCCUUCUCGAUCCAUUACCUGGACUUGAGCAUCUCGCAGCGUUUGCUGUUGAUUGGUCCUGUGAGGAAUUGGAAGUGUUGAAACAUGGUUGUCAUGUUUGCUAGUGAACCUAAUAUCAUGAAGUAUAUCAAGAUAGCAGCUAGACUUUCCGAGAAGACUGUGAGAGAUGUUGCGAUAAGGUGCCGAUGGAUGACAAGGAGGAGAAUGGUAAACAACAUAAAUCUGAAGACUUUUAUGCUGGAAAGAAAAUCAAAGACAGAAAGGAGAAGAUUAUAGGUUGUUCUUCAAUGGUCAAUAUGCACUAUAAUCAACCGGACUGUGAAGCUGCCUGUUCUGUCAUGAUGUGUAAUGGGAACCAUAUGAAUCAGUUCUCAUCUGAAGCAUUCCCAGUGAUUGACAGCAGAACAAUGAAUCUUCUGGAAGACAAUGCAAAACUUCUUCACCAGAUUGCAGUUAACAGUGAAAAUAAUGAGAUGGAAGAAUUGGAUAUAUUACUCUGCUGUAGGGAGCAAAGUGAUUGCAGUCUUAUCCUUUGAACUAGUGCAGAAUUUGUCAUUCAUUUCCUUUGGGUGUAUGAAGUAACUUAUCUGCACUGGUUUGUUCUUUGUUCCCUUAUUCAAUACAGCACAAUUUAUCUGCUAAGCAUUAUUAAAAAGUGCAUUGGUGCUUUUAUCAUAUGUGUUGUUGAAUCAUAUGAUCAGAUGCUUAAGACUCUUAUGGCAUUGUAAAAUUUCAAUUUUCACUGAUUGUUUCCAAGAUUCAUGUAUCACAGAUUGCUAAUAAUCUUUUAUAACUAGUUAGUUUUUUGGGAAGUUUUAGUGCAUGCAUUUAUCUAUUUAUCCAAGCUUCUUUUAACAUGUCCAAGCAUAUCGAUCAUUGGUCAGUUGUACAUUCAUUGUAGCAAUUAACCUUAUUUACCAUUCUUUUUUAUAUAUCAUGACUUCUUUGGCUUUUCAUUGAGGGAUAUGUUGAAUCACAGUGAUCAGUGCAACACCAUCAAUGCUCUUAAUUAGGAUACACUAAAUUUCUCUAAUUUUAUGUAAGUAUUUAAUCACUUUUUUGCCUGCAGAUUAAAUGUUAUGGAAUCUGGAAUUCAUUUUUGACCCAGGAAAAUGUGCAUAUUAAGAGAACUUUUAGAUGCUCAUUAAUAAAAUAAACUUCCCUUGUUGGGUGAAGUUGCUUGGAUUUAUAUACAUUGAUGCAUGAGACCUGAAAAAUUAUUGACCAAAGUGAUGUGGAACUAGAGCAGUAUAAGUGUGGCAUGAGGCACAUAACUCGUUGUCGACAUAUGAAUUUAUCCAGCACGAGCAUUUAGCAACUACGAUCCAUCUUUUAUAACACAAGCCUAUACUAUACAGAUAUUUCUUACUUCACUGUCUGUCAAUUAUUGACUUUGUAUAUUUGUGUCCUAUUCAUUUCUGUGGUUUCCUAUCAUUAUAAAUCCAUCUGGACUGGUGAUGUGUAUUUUGAUUUUUAUACUAUUUCUUGCUACUUUAUAUACUUAUUAGUGAAUACCUAAAGUGUGAUGAGGAUUGAGACAAUGUUACUCUAUUAACGUAUAUUACAUGUUGAAACUGUAAACUAGAAAAUAUAAUCAAUUGUCUAUCAUAGGUUCCUCCAUUAUUUUGAUUUACUAUGAUCAAGAUUUUGCUAAACAGUAAGUUACAUAUUGGUUAGUUUGGCAAAUAGGUAGAUUGUGCUAUCCUUUCAGCAUGUAUCAUUGUCUCUUUGUUAUCAUCUUCAUUCAGAAGCAUGGAUAUGGUACGAACUUCAUCAUUAAAGAACUUGAAACCACAACAUAACAAACAACAUAACAACCAUUUAAAAUAGGUACGAACUUCAUCAUUAAAGAACUUGAAACCAAAUCGUCUAUCUGAUAGUCAUCCCAGUGGAUAUUUCAUGCUUUUUAAUGUUAGUUUGAGCUUCUGAACAAGAUUUUUCUCGUUGAACAGCAUGCUUGAAACGCCUGGUAUUAUGAGCCAGAUGCCUCCACUGCCUGUGUAUGCCAAUGAGAAUCUUCUGCAUUCCAUAUUGCGCUCUACUAGUCAGAUUUAAUUUUGACCACAUUGCCAUUUGGUUUAUCCAAAAUAAUUUGUGAAGUACUCAAGAUCAGAAAGAGAUCAACUCAGAUCUUGUCAGUAAACAUAACUGCAGAUGAACAUGCAUGGUGCUUCUUAUCAUACAGAAAGAACAACAAACGAUUCUUUUUUAACUUUAGUUUCCAAUUCUCAGAUCUAACAUUGUAAGAAACUAGGAAAGCUGGAAUCUGGUAGGUCGAUUGUUGUCAAAAUUAUAGGCUAUCACUGUUGGGGCCAGGUGAUGGAUCGAGGUAUCACCCUAUGUUCUUUGGGAACCAGCUGAUUUAUACUGUACCACGUACCACAGUUGGGAAACUUUCAGGCAUGAAAUGCAAGUGUGCUACAUGUCAUGCUGCUGAACAAGAAACAAACACAAAAUGUGUCGAGAUAUGGCAUAGCAGGAACUCAUGAUAUAAUUAUGAUUUUUUAUGGUUUAAUGUCAGUGUAUAGUUUGUGGCACCUCAAUUCUGGUCUGUAUACAGGAUGAGAUUGACCAAUACAUCGUGUCCAUGAAGCCAAUCAAGGUUCCUUGACUUAUUUGAUGGUCAUUUUGCAGAUUCUGAUGAUUUUUGGUUGAUGACAAGUAUUAUUAGGUCAUGAUCUAAUUGGGAUUUGGCUGGGCAAAUGUUUGUAAAUGGGAAUGAAAAGGUUGGAAAAAAGUAGUAUCUAUAUAUGCAUCUUUUAAACUUGUUCAAGGUAGCAUUUCAGCCUUUUUAUGCUUGUUUCUCUACUUGUGCCAUUUGAUCCAAAUGCCAUUCUAUUAUCCACCGUCUAGUCCGUGACGAAUCAAAAUUUUUUUUUAGAGGAGAUUUUCUCUACCAUCCAUAGUUCUCUCUUUUGCUUUCUGUUGUUACUUUUAACAAGCCUCAAAAUUAGAAGUUACAUCUGUAAAUAAAAAUGUUUGUUUCCACCUUAACUCUCUAGCAUUGUAUCUGAUACUCCGAAAUGGCUGUUUGUGAUAUGUGUGCAAUCGAGUAAUGAAUAAGCUGCUUCAGUAAUGAGCCAUUUUGAUACACAGGAUUCUGAUCAUGAACUCCUAUUGCUUGGCACAUGGACAUGGCAACAGUUAUCUCCAGGAAGAACCAAGCUGCUGGUGACCUGGUGCCACCAAGUGACCGGGUUACUGUAAGUACACAACCUUCUUAUGAAGGUGAUCAAAACUCUCUUUGAUACACCUGCCUUUCGAUAAGAGCAUAAAGAUCGCAUGCCCACACCAGAGGAGACUGAAGAGCCAGUCAAUAAGAAUCUCAAGGACCUGACACUCGUACAUAUCAAGAUUACGAUAUCGAACUUCUUUGUAAAUGCUUUUGUAACACUAACACUAUUAGGUGCUUGCAGUUCAACAAAUUCUUAGUUCUAGAGAAUAAAUAUUUAUCUUCAUAGUGUAAUAAGCUGAACGGAUAUUCAAGUACGAGUGUUUUAUCACCAAUGAAUACAGUUGGACA